AGCUGGCCUGCCCUAUGGCCGAGAGAUGGCUGCUGCCUCCGAGCCCGUGGAUUCGGGUGCACUCUGGGGACUCGAGCGCCCGGAGCCCCCUCCCACCCGCUUCCAUCGGGUGCACGGUGCCAACAUCCGCGUGGACCCCUCUGGGACGCGGGCCACACGCGUGGAGAGCUUCGCCCACGGCGUGUGCUUCAGCCGCGAGCCGCUGGCCCCGGGCCAGGUCUUCCUGGUCGAGAUCGAGGAGAAAGAGCUGGGCUGGUGCGGACAUCUGCGUCUCGGUCUGACCGCGCUGGACCCCGCCAGUCUGGCCCCCGUUCCCGAGUUUUCUCUGCCCGAUCUGGUCAACCUGGGCCACACCUGGGUCUUCGCCAUCACGCGCCACCACAACCGCGUGCCCCGGGAGGGCCGCCCGGAGGCGGAGGCAGCGGCCCCCAGCCGACCUCCAACCCUCCUCGUGGAACCAUAUCUGCGCAUUGAGCAGUUUCGCAUUCCCCGGGACCGCCUGGUGGGCCGCAGCCGGCCAGGGCUCUACAGCCAUCUCUUGGACCAGCUCUAUGAGCUGAACGUGCUGCCUCCGACCGCGCGCCGUAGCCGCCUGGGUGUCCUCUUUUGCCCGCGCCCCGAUGGCACGGCCGACAUGCACAUCAUCAUCAACGGCGAGGACAUGGGCCCGAGCGCCCGGGGACUGCCAGCUGCGCAGCCCCUCUACGCGGUGGUGGACGUGUUUGCUUCCACAAAGAGCGUGCGCCUUGUCCAGCUCGAGUAUGGCUGUAGGUAUCCCUGGGCAGCGACCCCUCCUGGCUCAGUGUGGGGACUGGAAUCUACUAGGGCUCCGUAGCCCAUGUGCUAGGCCUUCGUCUGUCCGGCACUAGUUUAAGAGUGGGAGAAUCUAGCUUCAAAUUGCACCUCUGCUUGUGAUCUUGCACAAGCCUCUACAUGGUUUUGGGCCUUGGUACCUAUCUUGGUUGAUUGAUUAAGAUGCCCUACAAGUUCCCUUUUAGUUUUGAUAGUGUUUCCUGUAUUCACCUAGGGCAGGGAUUCUAAACCAAUUUUAGAUAUUAGGGGCCUCUUUGAGAAUUGUUUGCCCUUUUCUUAGAAACAUGCUUGGCCGGGCACAGUGGCUCACACCUGUAAUCCCAGCACUUUGGGAGGGGGAGGCAGGCAGAUCACUUGAGGCCAGGAGUUCGAGACCAGCCUGGCCAACAUGGUGAAAGCCUGUCUCUACUAAAAAUACAAAAAGUAGCUGGGUGUGGUGGCAUGUGCCAAUAAUCCCAGCUAUUCAGAAGGCUGAGGCAGGAGAGUCACUUGAACCCGAGAGGUGGAGGUUGCAAUGAGCCGAGAUCUCACCAGUGCACUCCAGCCUAGGCAACAGAGCAAGACUCUGAAAAAAAAAAGAAAGAGAGAGAGAGAGGAAGAGAGAGAAAGCAAGCAAGCAAGCAAGCUAGCUAGCUCAAGCCUGGGCAACAAAGUGAGACCCCAUCUGUACAAAAAAUUAAAUAAUUAUCUGGGCAUGGUGGUGCAUGCCUGUAGUCCCAGCUAUUUGGGAGGCUAAGGCAGGAGGAUCGCUUGAGCCCAAGAAUUGAAGGCUGCAGUUCACUGAGCACUGCACUUCAGCCUGGGUGACAGAGCAAGACCCUCUCUCUUUAAAUAAAAAAAAAAAAAGAAAGAAAAGAAAGAAACAUGCUCAUAGACUUGGGCAUAUUGGCUAUUGGCUUCGAGGCAUAACAAACCCCAGACUGAGAGCUUCUUAAUGCUGAGUAUGAUUCAUUAUAGCCCUGGUAAGCAUUGCAGUUAUACCUCUCAUCACAUUUCAUGAACUCAAUGCACCAGAACCCUCUUUGUGCCAGGCCUGUGCUGGAGGCUUCAGUUGCACAGGCAAAUCAGACACUACCCCUGCCCCCAGAAGCUGCUAAGUGAAUGGGGAAGGGAUUGUGCUAAGUGUUAUGAUAUAAACAGGGCUGCAGCUUUGUGGCAGCUCUCAGGAAGAGGUGCUUCUCUCAGCCCCAUGAAGCAGGCUGGGCCCAGAGAGCAGUAAGGACUUGCCCACAUUUAAUGACAAAGUGGGGACCAUGACCUAGACCUUCUGGAUCUUGGCCUCAGACCCACCCUCCAGUUCAGUUUGCCUUUCACAGUCUUCUUCCCACAGUGCCAUCCCUGCAGACUCUGUGCCGCCUAGUGAUACAAAGGAGCAUGGUGCACCGGCUGGCCAUUGAUGGGCUCCACCUGCCCAAAGAACUUAAGGAUUUCUGCAAGUAUGAGUGAAGACCCACAGUGCACCAGAGCACAGCUGCAUCCUGGAGCCCCAGACCUGUGGCUGGCUGGUCCGAAGUUGGCCACAUUGCUGCCAGCCAAGACCAGAAAUAAACAGCCGAUGCUGACAUCUUGAUCACUGGAAGGUCUCCUUGCCCCUACAGCCUAUGAGAGUCACUUCGUUUAGAAUCACUGCAGGUUCUAGAAUGAAUAGGUCAACGCUGUAAAGUGGAUUCCAAGUGUGAAGGGGAGGGUCUAUGAGGUGACAUUCUAGAAGGGUGAAGAAGGGAGGACAGGCGGCAGAUCACUAUUCCCUCACAAACCGGGGCUUUGGGGAAGCCAUGUCCUACUUCAGGACUCCACAAACUCAUCCAGGUCCUCUGCCUUCCGGCCAAGGUGGGGCUGCUUCUCCAGGCUUGUCCCUUGGCCUCUGUAGUCCUGUAGAGCCAGUGGUGGUGGCCUCUGGUGGAACAGGCCCACUGAGCCAGAAAGCUGAGCAGGUGGCACCUGCUGCCCAGGCCUGGGGCCCAGCCCUGGCAAUGCCACAAGCCAGGGGCUGCCCUGGGGGGACUAGCUGGGAGACACUACGGAAGGAAUACAGCCGAAACUGCCACAAAUUCCCGCAUGUGAGGCAGCUGGAGAGCUUGGGCUGGGACAAUGGCUACUCCAGAAGCAGAGCCCCUGACCUGGGUGGCCCCAGCAGGCCUAGGCCCCUGAUGCUGUGUGGGCUGUCACCACGGGUUCUACCGGUACCCUCUGAGGCAGUGGGGAAGGAGGCCAGCUCCCAGCCUGAUAUCUGCAUCCUCACCCUCGCCAUGAUGAUCGCUGGCAUCCCCACCGUGCCCGUCCCAGGAGUUCGGGAAGAGGACCUGAUCUGGGCCGCUCAAGCUUUCAUGAUGGCCCAUCCGGAGCCAGAGGGUGCUGUGGAGGGGGCGCGGUGGGAGCAGGCACAUGCCCACACAGCCUCUGGGAAGAUGCCCCUAGUGAGAUCUAAAAGGGGCCAGCCUCCUGGCUCCUGCUUGUAGAUGGAUGAAAUAGCACCAGAUAUGUA
Homo sapiens (human) is the source of this 3298-nucleotide messenger RNA. RefSeq names its product spermatogenesis associated 25 (gene SPATA25). The transcript is spliced from 3 exons. The record is from RefSeq and is a predicted model, not a curated record. Gene Ontology annotation, cellular component: membrane. Lineage: Eukaryota; Metazoa; Chordata; Mammalia; Primates; Hominidae. The coding region runs from base 2589 to 3272 and encodes 227 amino acids. Gene Ontology annotation, biological process: spermatogenesis.